UAGAAUGCCGCCUCUUCUACCAACUUCACCGGCACAGCCGAUUCCCAAGUUCCACUUUCCUCAAAAUUCCAAAUUUGUUUCGCGGAAUCUCAGAGAUACAAAUAGCCUUUGCUACCUCCAUUUAUCGCGGUCUUUAAUUUUAUCAGUUCCUGCCGCCGUUAAACCAUCUCUCAGAACGCUUACUGCAGAAGCUUGUCUUUCGCCGCCGAAAAUGGUCAAAGCUGUCAGAGUUCAUGAGCUGGGAGGGCAUGAGGUCCUAAAGUGGGAUGAUGUGGACAUUGGAGAACCAAAAGAAGGUGAGAUUCGUGUGAGGAACAAAGCUGUUGGGGUUAAUUUUAUUGAUGUCUACUUUCGGAAAGGAGUUUACAAAGCACCAUCGUUGCCCUUCACUCCAGGUAUGGAGGCCGUGGGGGUUGUGACAGCUGUGGGUCCUGGGCUAACUGGUAGGAAGGUUGGAGAUGUUGUAGCUUAUGCCGGUCAACCAAUGGGCUCAUAUGCUGAAGAGCAGCUUCUUCCUGCAUAUAAAGUAGUCCCUGUGCCUGCUUCUAUUGAUCCAGUUAUUGGGGCAGCUAUCUUACUAAAGGGCAUGACUGCUCAUUUUCUAGUUCGACGUUGUUUCAAGGUUGAACCUGGUCACACAGUUCUUGUCCAUGCUGCAGCUGGUGGAGUUGGGUCUCUAUUGUGUCAAUGGGCAAAUGCUCUUGGUGCAACUGUUAUAGGGCUUGUAUCAAACAAGGAGAAGGCAGCUCAAGCCAAGGAGGAUGGAUGUCAUCAUGUUAUUAUUUAUACAGAAGGGGACUUUGUCGCUUGUGUCAAUGAAGUUACUUCUGGCAAUGGAGUUGAUGUGGUCUAUGAUUCUGUAGGGAAGGACACAUUUGAGGGAUCAUUGGCAUGCUUAAAGCUGAGAGGGUAUAUGGUAAGCUUUGGUCAGUCCUCAGGCACACCUGACCCAGUCCCCUUAUCUGCACUGGCUACAAAGUCGCUCUUCUUGACCCGGCCCACCCUAUUUCAAUAUGUUGUGACUCGGGAUGAACUAUUAGAGGCAGCUGGAGAAGUAUUUGCUAGCGUGGCUUCAGGCGUCUUGAAGGUGAGAGUCAACCACACAUACUCAUUGUCGGAGGCAGCCAGAGCACAUGCAGACCUGGAGAGCAGGAAGACAUCAGGUUCUAUUGUGCUCAUACCCUAAAUAUGUUUUGAACCUUCCGCUGUACUACUGUUGCUUUUCUUAAGAAUGUAUGCUUGUCAUUGUAAAUAUGGUCUCACUAUUGUGUUCAUGUGAUUUUUAAAUUCAUCCUUAAUGCUAUUUUUGGAGAAGAACGAGCUUGGAUUUAGUUGAUGUUAUGAAGGCCUACUCCUUCGGUUGGUUUCAGUAAUAUAUACAUUUUUCUUUUUGCCAACAUUAA
Messenger RNA from Neltuma alba, 1403 nucleotides. RefSeq names its product quinone oxidoreductase 1. The transcript is spliced from 5 exons. The record is from RefSeq and is a predicted model, not a curated record. Gene Ontology annotation, molecular function: NADPH binding; mRNA 3'-UTR AU-rich region binding; quinone reductase (NADPH) activity. NCBI's taxonomy places the organism in Eukaryota, Viridiplantae, Streptophyta, Magnoliopsida, Fabales, Fabaceae. The coding region runs from base 5 to 1186 and encodes 393 amino acids. Gene Ontology annotation, cellular component: cytosol.